GGAACUCUUUCGUCAGCUUUAAAUGAGUUUAUGUCAAUAAAACUGACACAUGCAUGUGCAAAAAUAAGUGUGCAUUGGUCAAGAAAAGUGACCAGUUUUUAAAUAAUGUUUACAAGUUGCACGUAAACACACCGUGCAUUCGCUGAUUUCCAGCAGAUCCAGAGUUGUGCGCGCGGUUAAAGUGGGAAACCUGUUGCAUGAUGUUUAAAUACAGAUUGCAAUCUAGAACAUAGUUCGUAGUCAUUGUUUUGGAGCAGAUCUGGAGUUAUGCAUGAUGUUUGCGGCUCUGUGUUGCAAAGGCUUUUGAGUGUAUAGUUAGUGUAUAGUGUGCACAGUUACAAUCCAACUAAAAUAAUUUCGUUCACUGAUUUCUAGGGUUAUGCCUAAAGUGCACGUGGUGAACUUUUGCAUUAUGUGGUAAUUAUAUAAACAAAAGUUUAAAACUCAGAUUAUAUGCUAAUGCAUUUUAGAAUACAUAUUUGCUGAUUUUAAUUUUUUUUUUUUUUUGCACAGAUCCAGAGUUAUGCAUGAGGAUUUGGGUGGAUUAUAAUUCAAUAAUUUAUGUUUACAGCAUCAUUUGCAAAUAAUUAAUGUAAAUGCAACCUAAAAUAUGCUGUGCAUUAACUGCCUUAGGGCAGGUCCAGUGCUUAUGUGUAAUGAUUACUUUAUGUAAAUACUUUUCAAAGUGCAGUUUAUAUGCUAAUGCAUCCUACAAUAUAAUGCACAUUCACUGAUUUUUGCACAGUUAUGCAUGAGUUUUGGGGUGUGUUACCUGUUGCAUUGUGUUGAAAAGGCUGUUGAGUGCAAACUAUUUUGUUUACAAUACCAUUAACAUGUAAAGUGCAUUUAAAGUAUGCACUCUGUUAUUUUACAGGCAGAUUUUGGCGUAUGCAUGAGGUUUGGGCCGCUGACAUGAGCAAACCCGUAGACAAGCGGAUAUAUAAGGGAACGCUUCCCACGUGUCACGACUCCAAUGCGUUGACAGCCACGGCGGAGAGCGUCUCGCUGCUGGUGGGCUUUUCUGCAGGGCAAGUACAGCUCAUUGACCCCAUCAAAAAGGAAACCAGCAAACUUUUUAAUGAAGACAGACUAAUCGACAAAACCACGGUGACGUGUUUAAAGUGGGUCCCGGGUUCAGAGAGUCUGUUCCUGGUGGCUCAUGGGAGCGGUUGUUUGUACCUGUACAAUGUGGAGCACACCUGUGGAACGACUCCGCCGCAUUACCAGCUCCUAAAGCAAGGCGAGAGCUACGCCAUACACACCGGCAAGAGCAAAACGGCCCGCAAUCCUCUCCUCCGCUGGACGGUGGGCGAAGGCGCGGUUAACGAAUUUGCUUUCUCGCCCGACGGAAAGUUUCUGGCCUGCGUCAGUCAGGAUGGAUUCCUUCGCGUCUUCAGCUUUGACGCGACAGAGCUGCAAUGCACAAUGAAAAGCUACUUCGGUGGGCUAUUGUGCGUUUGCUGGAGCCCCGACGGACGAUUCAUCGUAACCGGCGGGGAAGACGAUCUCGUUACGGUCUGGUCGUUUUCGGACGCCAGGGUCGUUGCUCGCGGACGAGGGCACAAAUCGUGGGUGAGCGUCGUAGCGUUCGAUCAUUGCAUCACUAGCGUUCAGGAUUGCGACGCGCCGGCGGAGUUUAGCGGAAGUGACGAAGACUUCCAUGACAACGCGCAAUUCAACGGAAAUCGUGAACGGGCGAAUAGUGCGCAAUCAAGACUAUCCAAACGAAACUCUACGAACGGUAGCGUGACGUACCGGUUUGGCUCGGUCGGUCAGGACACUCAGCUAUGCUUAUGGGACCUUACAGAAGACGUUCUGUUUCCGUUAUCCAGAACGAGGACUCAAACGAACGCAAUGAGCGCAGAAACCGGCGCUAACGGAAACAAUAGCGCGAACUCUUCGUUACCGCGUUCGAAUAGUUUGCAACACUCAACAGGCAGCAGCCCAAACAGCAACAAACCAACCAGCAUAGUAGACAGCGCUUUGAUCGCGACAGGUGUCAGCAAAUUCGCAACGUUAGCUUUGCACGAAGUGCGUAAGGAGCGGAAUCAGGAAAAGGAGCACAAACGCAAUCACAGCAUAAGCUACAUUAGCAACAAGAGCAGCGACAAGCUCAACCAGAUCAUCGGCGCACGAGCGGCUAAAACGGACGUUGCGAAGUCGCUGGGAACGACCUCGUGUCCGCGCAUGGAGGAAAUCCCGCUGCUGGAGCCGCUGGUUUGUAAGAAAAUCGCCCACGAGAGACUCACGGUGUUGAUCUUCCUCGAGGACUGUUUGGUCACUGCCUGCCAGGAGGGAUUCGUUUGCACGUGGGCACGACCUGGAAAAGUGGGUCUGUUGUCGUCCCAAAACCCAGCCAACUCUCCCAGCGGGACGGUCGUAUAGCUGCUCUAACUGGACCUUCAGACGCAUUGUAUCAGUCGUGUCAUGUUUGCUGAGGAACACGCAUUUAUUAUUCAUGCCGAAGCCUGUCAAGAUCAUAUUUCACCCUAAAAUGAACAAAGAAAAAUGUUUGCAUAAACAAAACGGACCAUUAAGAUUUUAUGCAUUAUUUUCAUGACAAUUAAACACACUUUCAGUCUGAUUCUUGUUACUGUGAUGCAAUAUAUCGUGAAAUACAAAUGUAAGUACCAUAAUAGUAUUUAAUGUACAGUAUGCUGAGUUUAAUUAAAAGCAAAAUGAUUCUGUCCAAACAGGAUGGUUUUCACUACUGUAUGUUUUUCACAUUUCAAUAAGCUACUGAGAAUUGCGGAAAUGUGUGUAAUUGUCAUGAAAAUAAUGAAAACGAAUGGUCAUUUGGGAUGAAAUAUGACGUUCUCGGCAGGUUUUGAGAGUCAAACUGAUGUUCGGUAUUUUCAGUAAUUAGUUUUGUUCCCUCUUGCUUCAUUAUGUGUUUUAUAACUACCAUAGUUCACAGAAUCGCAGUCCAUUCCUUCCACAUUCGUGACGGUCCUCCGUUUGUCCUCACUGGAUUUCUGAGAUCAGAACAAACAGACUGUCGAGGUGUUUUGCACUGAUUGUUGAAACUGUUUUUCUCAUAAUUGCAUUGGAACAAAAACAUGCUGGAAGUCGCUGAUGCGUUUCGGUAACGGCGUGAUGCUUUGCUCCGUCAGCGCUGGAUGUUGCAAUCAAACUUUUGUUCAAGAGUGAAAAAUCAUUUGCACUAAACAAUUAGAAGAAAAUGGCUUUACAAAUGUUUGGAGUCGUAAAGGACUCCCUGGAAAUGCUGUAAAAGUAUAAAGAGAACUAGAUAUCUUUUCUGAACAUUUAUUUUAAUAUUGUUUCAAAUGAAACGGGUUAUUGUACAAUGUGUAAAUAUUGUAAAUUACGGAUUUAUGAUGGAUUGAAAUAAUAAUUACACAAAAUAGAAAACAGUUGUAUUUCUAAUACAGAGGAAUAUAUAUAUAUAUAU
Messenger RNA from Onychostoma macrolepis, 3412 nucleotides. RefSeq names its product WD repeat domain 20b (gene wdr20b). The record is from RefSeq and is a predicted model, not a curated record. The transcript is spliced from 4 exons. Bases 889 to 2385 code for a protein of 498 amino acids. Lineage: Eukaryota; Metazoa; Chordata; Actinopteri; Cypriniformes; Cyprinidae. Gene Ontology annotation, molecular function: protein binding.